AUGGACCAAUUACCACCCCUCGGCAAAUCCAUACAAGACAUCGUCCUCCCAACCUUCAAAAUCUACAGCCCACUACUACAGAUAAACGCCGACUUCAUCCGAUCCUGUCGAAGAGCAACGUUCACAUACGGCGACCACGAACGGCAGAAACUCGAUGUCUACUUCGCACCUGAACCUGCAGUGAUCAAUGGCCGACGACCAGUCCUCAUGUUCGAGUAUGGCGGUGGUCUUGUCCAAGGCAGCAAAUCACUGCCCGCCUUCCCGGACGAUCUUGUGCAUGCCAACGUCGGCGCGUACUUCGCCUUGAAGCACGGCUAUAGUGUGGUGAUUGCGGACUACAGACUCAUGUCUCACGGCGCCAAAUUCCCUUCCGGCGGCGAGGAUCUUGCAAAGGCUGUCGAGUCAAUAGUCGAGAACGAGUCCGGGUCUGGGACAGAGCCGAUCGAUCUGUUCAUGAUGGGGAAUUCUGCUGGUGGGAUUCAUCUCUCGACUUUCUUGCUACAUCCAGACUUCGUGGAGACGAGACGGAAGGUGUUAAGUGGCAACGGGACGCGGCUGAGAGGAGCUGUAUUCCUAUCAGUACCUUUCCACUUCGACUCUGCUCAUCCCGAGCGCGCGAAGACGCUUCAGGCAUACUUUGGCGACUAUAACGCAAAUUCACCGCUGGGUAUACUCAAGUCAGCUUGCAAAAAGAACAUGCCACCGGACUUCGUAAAAGCUGGUGCUAGAGUAUUGGUGCUUGAUGCCGAGCUCGAUCCGGAAGACGAGAUCCUGAAGCCACGAGAUGCGUUUGUGGAAGAGUGGCUACGGAGUGCCGAUCCUACAAUGCGUGGUGCGCUAGCUGUCGACCAAAUGCCCAGACACAACCAUAUCAGUCCUUUCGUCAGCUUGGGCACGGGUAUUGAGCAGGAAGAGGCAUUUGGCGCGCAAGUGGUGGCGUACUUCGACAAUAUCAGGAAGUUCGCGCCGUUGUAG
Molecule: messenger RNA, 975 nt
Organism: Recurvomyces mirabilis
Lineage: Eukaryota; Fungi; Ascomycota; Dothideomycetes; Mycosphaerellales; Teratosphaeriaceae
Exons: 1
Coding region: 1-975 (324 amino acids)
Source: RefSeq, a predicted model, not a curated record